AUGCAACCUAAUUCAAAUGAUGUUUUUGCUGAAAUUUCUAGAGUCAAAUUGACUAUUAAAGGAUAUCAGAAACAAAUAGCAUCAAAACGUUCAGAAAUUCAGAAAUUAAAAUCUCAAAAUAUAAAAUAUCAACAAAAACUUCAAAAAACAGUCGAAUUAGAUAUGAACAAUUUCGUAAAUUAUAAUAUUACCGCUAUGGGACAAGCCCAUGUUGAAAAAUUAUACGAAAAGAAGCAGAUAAUUGAAAAUCUAGAAAAAGAAUUCAAAAAAUUGGAAGAACAAUGCAACAAUAGAAGACUAAUAGUUACACAACAUAAAAAUGAAGGAUUUGCAACAACAAAAAAGAUUGAUUUUAAUAAAACUAAAACAAAUACAACAAGAGCAAUCAAUAAUACUUCAAAAAUCGAAAAAUCUUAUGAUAAAAUACAUCAACUAGAUAAAAAGAUCGAAGCUAAAUCAAAUUACGUCAAAAAUUUGCAAUCAAAAAUUUCAUCUUUAGCAAUUCAACAAUUUCAGACAAAAGAAUCAGAUGACCCAGAAACAUUACUACUAAUAAAUGAUAUACGAAAAGCAAAACUCGAAAUUGAAAAAACAAAUAAAAAUAUCGAAGAUCUUCAAUUGAGCAUGAAAUACCAGGAGAACCCUCAAGAUAUUCCAAUAGACAUACAAUAUAUAGAUGAAAAUGAUGCAGAAGAUAUUCAAGAACAGCUAAAAUCAAUGCAAAAUGAAAUUGAUUUUAUAGAAAAUGAAACUCAUCAAACAGAACUUGAAAUAGAACAACUUUUGGAGAAUUACGAAGAAUUAUCCAAUCAUUACAGGUUUAUAUCUUCAUUACCAAAAACUAAUAAAAAUAUUCAAAUUAAUGAAAAUGUAAGCGUCCAAAAUUUAGUGAACCAAGUUAAAAAACUUGCUAAGAUCAAGUCUACAAAGCCAAUUGAUUCAAAAACAGAGUUAUUAAAAGAACAAAACAAUUGUAAAAAAUUAGAAGAACAAAUCGAGCAGAAGAAGCGACUCCUGACUUACAAAAUCGCCCAGCUUUAUAAAACAAAGUUCCAGACGAAGCAAAAAAUAGAAAAUGCAAAAAAUAAGAUAAAAGAACUUGAAAAUAGGAUUAAAUAG
Molecule: messenger RNA, 1119 nt
Organism: Trichomonas vaginalis G3
Lineage: Eukaryota; Parabasalia; Trichomonadida; Trichomonadidae
Exons: 1
Coding region: 1-1119 (372 amino acids)
Source: RefSeq, a predicted model, not a curated record